Molecule: messenger RNA, 3809 nt
Organism: Monodelphis domestica (gray short-tailed opossum)
Lineage: Eukaryota; Metazoa; Chordata; Mammalia; Didelphimorphia; Didelphidae
Gene: CD163
Product: CD163 molecule
Biological process (GO): zymogen activation
Cellular component (GO): plasma membrane
Molecular function (GO): serine-type endopeptidase activity
Source: RefSeq, a predicted model, not a curated record
AUGGGAGUAGCAGUUCUUGGGUAGACUUCUCCUUCUGAGAGAACUCCACCUCCAUUUUUCAGUCCUUCCAGUAGGGAAAGAUGAGUGUCAGAGCUCAGAUGGUUCCCUUCUCUGGGUAGGGAAUCUUUAGAAGAAGAUAAGAAGAGGGACUCCAGCACCACAGACUUCCCAAGUUACAGAGAUGACUAGAUUCAGAUGCAUAUCACCUGCAGAUUCUCUCCACACAGAGUUUGGAAGCUACAAGUCCCAGAUGAACCCCUGGAUUUAUGGGCUGCCCAUUCUGUUCUUGAGUGCCUAUUUUAUUACCAGCAGUGUUGGGGACUCUAACAUGGAACUGAGGUUGACCAAUGGAAGUAGCAGAUGUACUGGAAGACUGGAAGUGAAAUUCCAGGACCACUGGGGUUUGGUGUGCAAUGAUGGCUGGAGUGGAAAUGAGAUUUCUGUGAUCUGCAGGCAGCUGGGGUGUCCACCUAACAUCAAUAUUCUUCAGGGGCAGAAUUGGACUGUUCUACCUGGACUCUUCUGGUCUGCUAACGUUUCCUGUUAUGGGAAUGAAUCUUCUCUCUGGAACUGUAGACACGAUGGCUGGAGAGAGCAUAAUUGCACUCACCGUCAGUAUGUCCAAGUGUCUUGCACAGAUGAAGCGGACUUGGAACUGAGACUGGCAGAUGGCGCUAACCGUUGUGAGGGCAGAGUGGAGUUGAAAGUUCGAGGAGAGUGGGGGACUGUGUGUGAUGACAAUUGGGGCAGUAUGGAAACUUCCAUAGUGUGUAAACAGUUGGGAUGUGGAUCAGUUCUUCAUUUCCUUGGGAAUAACAAAAAUGGAUCUGGACCCAUUUGGCUUGAUGAAGUUUCCUGCCUUGGGAAUGAAUCAGCUCUCUGGAACUGCCACCACAAUGGAUGGGGACAGCAUAAUUGUAAUCAUGAAGAGGAUGUGUCUGUCAUCUGCUCAGAUGGAGCAGAUCUGACCCUGAAGCUGGGUAAUGGAACUAGCAGCUGUUCAGGGCGAGUGGAGGUGAGAGUACAAAACCAGUGGGGAACAGUCUGUGACGACAACUGGGACAAGAAUGCUGGGGCUGUAGUAUGUAGGCAAGCAGGAUGUCCAUCUACUAUGAUGGCCUUAAUUAGCAUUAAUGCUAGUUAUGACAUUGAAAACAUUUGGCUUGAUGAGGUUUCCUGCAAUGGGAAUGAGUCAUCUCUCUGGGACUGCAAACACAGAGGAUGGAAAAACCAUGACUGUGGACACAAUGAGGAUGUUGGAAUGAUGUGUAUAGAUUCAUCUGCCCUGGAGCUGAGGCUUCUUGGGGGAAGCAGCCAGUGUGCAGGGAUAGUGGAGGUAAGAGUCCAUGAGGAGGCGGGAGUCGUGUGCAGAAGCAGCUGGUCACUGAAAGAAGCCACCAUGGUUUGCAGGCAGCUAGGCUGUGGAGUUGCUGUCAGCAUCCCCAUGGAGCACAGCUUUGGAGACAUCUCUAAGCAUGUCUGGAUCAAAGGAACCAAAUGCUUUGGAAAAGAGGAAUCUUUUUGGGAUUGUGGGAAUUGGGAAUGGGGAAAGAGUUUCUGUCAUGAGGAUGAAAAAGCUGCUGUCAUCUGUUCAGGCCACAUGCAGCCUCGACUAAGUGGAGGGGAUUUUCCCUGCUCAGGAAGAGUGGAAGUGAAGCACCAAGGCAGCUGGGUCUCUGUCUGUAGUCCUGACUUUCCUCUGCAGAUGGCCAGUGUGUUGUGCCAGGAGCUGCAAUGUGGCACGCCUGUCUCCAUCCUGGAAGGUAUUCACUUUGGAGAAGGAGGAGAUGGCCAGAUCCUGACCAAGGAGUUGCGGUGUAAAGGCAACGAGUCUCAUAUCGCAUUGUGCCCCACAGUGCCCAUACACAGCAGGAAGUGCAACUCUGACAUGACCAUUGGCCUGAUCUGCUCAAGGUACACAGACUUCCGGCUGGUGGACGGCAACUCCAGCUGUGAAGGGCGAGUUGAGAUCCAGGUCCAAGAUGUCUGGGGAACCCUCUGUGGCUCCCAUUGGGGUCUGGCCAAUGCCAAUGUUCUCUGCAAGCAGCUUGACUGUGGAAUUGCUGUCUCAGUCUCUACAGGAGUGCAUUUUAGAGAAACAAGAGGCCCUGUCUGGGGGCAUAGAUUUCACUGCUCAGGGACUGAGUCCCAUCUGGAGACUUGUCCAAUGACUGUCUUGGGAGCCUCACUUUGUUCUCCCACAAAUAUUGCUUUUGUGAAGUGCUCAGGAAACCCAUGGGAUGCACAACUCCUAUGUCAAGGUGUUCAGCCUCAGCCACCUUUAUGCUCAGAGCUGAGACAGAUCAACCUUGUGAAUGGGGGAGAUCGCUGUGCUGGAAGAGUUGAGGUCUACCAUGAGGGUGCCUGGGGCACUAUAUGUGAUGACUCUUGGGACCUAAAUGAUGCUCAGGUGGUGUGCAGACAGCUCAGUUGUGGAGCGGCCAUCAAUGCCACCGUCUCUGCUUACUUCGGAGCUGGAACUGGGCCCAUUUGGCUGGAUGAUAUGAACUGCUCUGGGAAUGAAUCCAAGAUGUGGCAGUGUCCGUCAAGUGCCUGGGGUCAACAUGAAUGCAGGCACAAGGAAGAUGCAGGAGUUCUUUGCUCAGAGGUCAUGUCUCUGAGGCUAUUCAGCGCAUCCAACACCCAGGCCUGUGCAGGACGACUGGAAGUCUUCUACAAUGGGACCUGGGGCAGCAUUGGCAGACAUAACAUGACUGCAGUCACCGUGGGAAUAGUCUGCAGGCAGUUAGACUGUGGAGACAAUGGGACUUUUGACCCUGCUCCUACAGACAAGGCAAGUUCCAGAACCAUGUGGGUCAGUGGUGUCCAGUGUCCUAAUGGAGCUACCUCCCUUUGGCAGUGUCCAUCAGAUCCAUGGGAGAAGAGACCCUGCAGUGCAAGAGAGGAGGCCUGGAUCACAUGUGUUGGCAAGAUUCGAUUACGAGGAGGAGACUCCCGGUGUUCAGGGCGUGUGGAGGUCUGGCAUGAAGGCUCUUGGGGGACAGUGUGUGAUGACUCCUGGGACCUGGCUGAUGCUAAGGUGGUCUGUCAACAGUUAGGUUGUGGCUCAGCCCUGGGUGCCCCAGGGGAGGCUGCAUUUGGCCGAGGAAUUGGGCCCAUCUGGCUGAAUAAUGUUCAUUGCAAAGGAAAUGAGUCUUCUCUGUGGAAUUGUACUGCUGAUCACUGGAAGCAGACAGAUUGUGAGCACAAAGAAGAUGCUGGGGUGAGGUGCUCAGGUGUUCUGAUGCCCACAGAACCUCAUGAAGCCUCAGAUCACAAAGCCUUCAACAUGUUUUGGAUCCUUGGGGUCAUUCUGAUAAUGCUGCUCCUGCUUGCUUUCUUCCUGUGGUCCAAGACUAGAAGAUGGACUUACCAAAUCAGAGGAGGGAAUGUUCUUCAGGAAGUUUUUUACAAGAAGAUGGAUGUUCACCAGAAGGAUGAAGAAGACCUACAUCUAUACAGCCACCCAGAGUCUCCUAAUGGCUUAAGAGGUGGCCUAAGAUCUGAUUCUGAAGUUGCUGGAGAAGUCUUUGAGCCUGAACCACUUCCCAUUUCCUGGGUUGACAAAAAGGAUUCUUUGGGACUUCCAGAAGAGUGGAGCAGGAACAGAAAUUCUACAAGUCAACAUCUACAAUUUCUUGAAAGAGACACCACCUUCUGAACAGAAGUUAGAUAAAACUGUCCCUUUGAUAAAACACCAUUGUUUCUCUGAAUAUGACUAAAAUCCCAACUACAUGGGAUGACAAAUUGGGUAAAUUGUUAUCCUAUUCUUCCUUGGAUCAAAAUCAAUAAGAACAAUAUGACUUUAA